Molecule: messenger RNA, 4827 nt
Organism: Ctenopharyngodon idella (grass carp)
Lineage: Eukaryota; Metazoa; Chordata; Actinopteri; Cypriniformes; Xenocyprididae
Product: GTPase IMAP family member 4-like
Exons: 1
Molecular function (GO): GTP binding
Source: RefSeq, a predicted model, not a curated record
UACCUUCCCACACUGUUGAACCAUAACCUUCAUGUACCUUUCAAGGUAUUUAUUACCUGUGUGAGAGUCAGAAAUAGUAGUUCUUGUUUUAGGAAACAUAGCCCCGACCUGAGUGACUCUGUUUUAUAUCUUUCUGCAGAAGUAGAGAGCACAUUUCAUUCACCUGAGUUAAGGAUUGUGCUGCUGGGAGCUUCUAGUGUUGGAAAGAGUGCAACAGGAAAUGUAAUACUGGGCAGAAAGGCUUUUAAAGUGACCAGAACCAGAGCGAGUGAGAUACAGAGAGGAAGAGUAGAAGACAGAAACAUCUCGGUCAUCGACACUCCAGGUUUCUUCACCACUGAACUGACUGAUGAAGAGCUGCAGAAUGAAAUGAUGAAGAGUGUUUCUCUUUGUCAUCCUGGUCCUCAUGUGUUCCUGCUGAUCAUCAACCUAGAAAACAUGAAAGAGGAGGAGAGAAAACUUGUGAAACAAAUUCAGAAGUACUUUGGACCACAAGGUUUUAAGUUCACCCUGGUUCUGUUCAUUGGAAGAGAACAACUGUCCAACAAAGAAUGGAUGGUCUUUAUGCUUAGUACAAAAUUUCAGGAACUAGUCAGACACUGCAGAGAUAAAUAUCAUGCAAUCAGCAGUGUACGUGAAAUUAAUCCAGCUCACAUCACAAAGCUUGUACAGAAGAUUAAUGAAAUCAUCAAACAGAAUGAUGACCAGUAUUACAAUAAUGAGAUUUACCUAAAGUCUCCAACAAAGAUCAGAAAAGAAAAAGCAAAAACUGGAGGAAGAAAAGGAGGACAGAGGACAACACAGAGAAAGAGACAAAACAAGAGCAAGUAAAACAGUGCAAGAGACAUUUAAAUGUGUAAUAGAAGAAAACAAAGCGAAGUAUAUCUCAUGCGAGAAGAACAGAGAAAACUCAGGUAGAAGAAGAAUUUGUUUUUCAAGAAAACAUGAAUGCUGAGGCAAGGGAUAGUAGCUCAUUAGGAAGAUCACUGUGAUUCUCGUUCGAAAGGAUGACAGAAUUAAAUGUCCAGAAAGCAACAGAAAGGAAAAUGAGCAGAACAGAACAAUGGGAGCAGAAGAACACCCAAGCAGGUGAGAAUUUAGAAAACUGUCUGUAUUUUAUUAUAAUUUACCUUGAAUGUCCAGUUGGAAUUACCAUUUUUAAAGGGGUCAUAUAAUGCAACUUUUACAAGAUGUAAAAUAAGUCUCUGAUGUCCCCAGAGUGUGUAUGUGAAGUUUUAGCUCAAAAUACCACACAUAAUUUUUUAUAGCAUGUUAAAUUUGUCACUUUUUGAGGGUGAGUAAAAACACUCAGUUUUUGUGUGUGUCCCUUUAAAUGCAAAUGAGCUGCUGCUCUCAAGAAGAGGGCUGUAUCACACACAGUUUCUGCCAAUCUCAUGUUAAUCUUGAGUACCUAUAGAGUAGUAGUGCAUCCUUCAUAUCUCCGAAAACUCUUUAGCUAAAGAGCGACGAGCACGCACAGCUUUUGUGUAAAGAUCGUCUGCAAGCUAUCAAUGGUCAGCUAAACAAAUGUAUUUAAACACACACAAUACACCAUCGCAUUAUCCCUAGAUAACUUUUGAAUCGCUAUAAUAAAUAUAGCAUAUAGUGAAUGAUGAAUAAUGAAUUUAUGAAUUCACUACGUUCGUAUUGUUUACAUUAUAUACACAUAGGCGCCUAUUGCCAACAAAACAGACAUUUGAAUCAGUUUUACUCACCACCUGCGGUUCCGACUCAUAACCGGGAUCAUUACCGCUGUGACCGCUCCAUCUUUCAGUUUCAAACGAUCUGUAAAUCCACCGUAGAACUGGGCCUUGUUUAUGAAACCAUAAGCGCCGAUCCCGAGGGCUCGAGCAGCCACGGAAAAACACGAGAUAUUCUCAAUCCAUUUUAACCAAUAAAAACACGAUUGCAACUAUCAGUUUCUACGGUUAUUUUAAUUGCAAAUAUAGAGAGUACAUCAAUGUAAUGCGUGAGAACAAAACUCUCAGCUCCACUUAACCUUGCUUCCCAAAGAACCCAGCGUUAUCUUUCCCUCACAACCAAAAACACACUUCUUUGGUGACAUUGUUGAUUUUGUGAAGUCCUGUGACCUGUGCCCGUAAAAGGAAUUCUAUAUUUUUGGCACAGAAAUACGCCGUCAUACGUCCAACUCGUGUUUUGAAACUUUGGCCAUGUUUAGCAUGAUAAUAAAACUCUUUAACAGUGUAAAUAAGUCAGAAUGCAUGAAAUAGUAUUAUACCUAGUUAAAUGUUAUACUUAGUUAAAUGUUAAUUUCAACAUUUACUAAUACUUUUUUCACAUCAAAAGUUUGGUAACACUUUAUUUUACAGUGAUUGUUGUUACAUGUUACAUGUACUUACUGUAGUACAAUAACAGUAAAUUGUAGUAAUAAUAAUGCAUCUUACCUAAUGCAUCUAAAUCUAGUAAUGCACAUAACUCUAAACCAAACCCUAACCCGUUAAAAACCUGAAUAUCAGAUCAGCUGACAGACAAAACACCUCAGUAUUUGGAUAACAGACAACGGAUAAUAGCUUCUCUCCAGCUCAGUCCAGUGGUGUCUCAGAGGUCCACGGGGUGAUGGUAAUUCGGCAGGAUCCAGAACAGUGACUUUAGGGUUUUGUCAUCAUAAGGGCAGGUGAUGGCAAGAUGGAAAAACUCCUCCAAAAAGGAUAAAAAAAAAAUCUUGCUGCAUAAUCCAUGUUGGGUCCGGUCAUCUGUCACGGGCGGUUGCAGGUAAACAGACAAAUGAAGGACGAAAACCCCUGUCUCGAUUUGGAACCAGCAAAUAUGUUGAGUACAGAGAACAAGUGUUGCUCAAUGUCACCAAGACCCAAGGAUUUGACACUGUGUUCUCCCAGUAACUCAGAUGAUGUGUCGUAAAACGUCCGACCACCGGCUCUAGUGUCUCAGGCCUUGAAGUUUCAGCCUUUUGAAUUUGCGAAGGGAUGCUGAUAUGGACCCCCUGGAGAACGGUGGGGGUCUGGACUACCAUAGGGGUGACUCAUCUGGGCAUUGUCAGAACCCGGAAAUCUCUGAGCCCUGAAACUCGAUUAGAGGGCACAUGGCGAAAACGUGAUUGCACAGGCGUGUAAUGGCGAUGAGCAGGUGCUGUUGGCAUUCUAAAAUUUGGGGUACGCUGCACCCGUGUUAGCUGCUUAGUGGUUACAGAUAGCUUCAUGCAUUUUUCCAACACCUCAGAUACAUCUGGACCAAAAAGAUGUCCAGGAACGAUGGGUAGAUCCCUCAAGGUCUUUUUACAAUCCUCCAGCAAUCAGGAAUGAGCAAGCCAUACCUGCCGGCGAGCAGUCAAGAGCAUUGCCAUGAGAAAGCCCAGUUCUUGUGCAUGUCACAUGCCCCAUAGCCAGUAAGGCUGUUUGCAAAAACCGUGGGACAGAGGGAUCCACCUCUACAGAUUCCAAAGAGUUGGAAGCAGCCAAAAUUAGUUGGCAAACAGUGUUGUCAGCAUGAGUGAUGUGGGCAGCUGACUCGUACACCUUCUUCAGAAUCUGUGUGGCCACACUGAACACUAGGGCAUCGGGCAUUCCCCUGCAGUGCUUCGUCUGGUGACAGCACCAGUGCAGUAACAGGCUGUUCGACUUAAGGUACACUCCGCACUCCAAUGGACUCAGCUUCUGCCAUUGAAGCCAGAGUGCGAGCAGUCUUGGAACGCCUUUUGUCCAUACCUGGUCCUUUGAGGGCAUUCGAAAAUUCUGUUAUGAAGACAUUACAUGCAGGCAUAGCAUAGGAAUCCAUAGGUGAAGGGCUGCGAAAAAACACACUUGACUGAACAGGAUGUGUAGAGCAUUUAUCAAGACCAAGAUGGGCCACUGCCAUCCGAAGCACUUCCAAUGAGUCAACCACCGGGGGUAGAGCAGUCCCCGAAGAAUGAAGUGAGUGCUCACGAGAACCACAAGACACCGUAGAUCCCACUUGCUUGUCCAACAACUCAGAAAUUUAAGUGGCAAGAUUAUCCUGGAAAUGUAUGUUGGAACCACAUGUAGACAUAGCGUCAAGGUGGGGGGCUAUGAGGAGUAUUAGGUGAAAAGGUAGGCUCUUCAUUAGACAAAUGUGAGUGAGCAUCCUCAGUGGAAGCCACAGCAGCAGUAGGAAGUUUUGCUGGUUGGAGGUUUUGCAAGAGACGUUUCAUCUCCGCCAUGUCUGAUGAAAGUCAACCAACUUUCUUUGACAACAGGUGCCCAGCCAAAUGACUGCCUCUAAAACUAUAGUUGUCUGCAACAGAAAAAUGUCAUCACAACAAACAGGUAAACUCAUCUACUCUCUAGUCUGCUUUCACAGCAUCAUUAAAUACUCACCCUCGGGCAAACUAUUCCAACUUAAACACUUUCCAACAGGUAGAUUUUCAUUUGUUUUUUCUUCUCCAAAUUUAAUGAAUUCUAGAAUAACUGAUUAUUGUUAUAUUUUUUUUUAUAAUGAAGGCAUGCUAUUACUUCCCUAGCAACAAUAAUAAGGUCAAUAAUAAGGUAACUGCACAAAUUUCCAUUUAAAACAAUUUCAGAUUCUAUUUCCACACUAAUUGAUUGAUAUCUUGGUCCCCAGUAUACUUUCUCUGCCUUUUAAAGCUGCCAGCACAGCCAGUAUCUAAGAAUGGCUCAAUUUCAGAGCUCCCUUUCUUAGGCUGCACCGGUUGCAGAGCUUCUUGCCCAGUAAUGUUCCUGUCACUGCCCAGAGAUUUGACAUGGACCUAAUCCAAGUCUAUGAACCCAAGGCCUUUCGGUCCCGGUCACUGCCAAAGCAAUUGUCAUAGCUCAAAGUCAGCAUCCAAAGAUGCCUCAAUCCAUGGCUGGUGUCAAGGCCACUCCAGUCCCA